UGGGCGGGCCCUGAGGCGGGGCCUGCGCGCGCCGGGAGGAAGAGCUGGGAUUUGGGCCGCGGCGGGAGCCCGAGUCGCCGUCACUCGAGUGCGCAGGCGCCUGGCGGUUACCGGUCUCGCCAUGGAGCGGAAAGUGCUCGCGCUCCAGGCCCGAAAGAAAAGGACCAAGGCCAAGAAGGACAAAGCCCAAAGGAAGCCUGAAACACAGCACCGAGGCUCCGCACCCCACUCCGAGAGCGACAUCCCAGAGCAGGAGGAGGAGAUUUUGGGGUCCGACGAUGAUGAGCAGGAAGACCCCAAUGACUACUGUAAAGGAGGUUAUCAUCUUGUGAAAAUCGGAGAUCUAUUUAACGGGAGAUACCAUGUGAUCCGAAAGUUGGGCUGGGGACACUUUUCAACAGUGUGGUUAUCAUGGGAUAUUCAGGGAAAGAAGUUUGUGGCGAUGAAAGUAGUUAAAAGUGCCGAACAUUACACAGAAACAGCACUAGAUGAAAUCCGGCUGCUGAAAUCGGUUCGUAAUUCAGACCCAAAUGAUCCAAAUGGAGAAAUGGUUGUCCAGCUGCUAGAUGACUUUAAAAUAUCAGGUGUUAACGGAACACAUAUCUGCAUGGUAUUUGAAGUUUUGGGCCAUCAUCUACUCAAGUGGAUCAUCAAGUCCAACUAUCAGGGACUUCCGCUGCCUUGUGUCAAAAAAAUUAUUCAGCAAGUGCUACAGGGUCUGGAUUAUUUACACACCAAGUGCCGGAUCAUCCACACUGACAUCAAACCAGAAAACAUCUUGUUGUCAGUGAAUGACCAAUACAUUCGGAGACUGGCUGCAGAAGCCACGGAAUGGCAGCGGUCUGGAGCCCCACCUCCUUCUGGGUCUGCAGUCAGCACUGCUCCGCAACCGAAACCAGCUGACAAAAUGUCAAAGAAUAAGAAGAAGAAAUUGAAGAAGAAGCAGAAGCGCCAGGCAGAAUUACUAGAGAAGCGAAUGCAGGAAAUUGAGGAAAUGGAGAAAGAGUCGGGCCCUGGGCAAAAAAGACCUAACAAGCAAGAAGAAUCAGAGAGUCCUGUUGAAAGACCCUUGACAGAGAACCCACCUAAUAAAAUGACCCAAGAGAAACUUGAAGACUCGAGUUCCAGUGGUCAGGAUCAGACCCUCACGGAACGUGCUGUAGAGGGUGUUGCCACAGAAAUUAAUUGCAAUGGAGUAAUUGGAAUCGUUAAUUACACUGAAAACAGUAAUAAUGAAACAUUGAGGCUUAAAGAGGAUCUCCACAAUGCUAAUGACUGUGAGGUGUACACUCUGAAGCAGGAACCUGGUUUCCUAACCACCCCAAAUGGAGACAGCAGUGCAUCUCCAGAAUCAGACUGUUGCACACCUCUGCCCUCUGAGGUGUCAGAGACCAUGGUGUGCCAGUCCACUGUAGACCAGUCACUCAGUGAACAGGACAUCAGUCAACUUCAAGAGAGCAUUCGGGCAGACAUACCUUCUGGGGAUGAGCAGGAGCAUAAUGGACCACUGGACAACAAAGGAAAAUCCACUGCUGGAAAUUUUCUUAUUAAUCCCCUUGAGCCAAAAAAUGCAGAAAAACUCAAAGUGAAGAUCGCCGAUCUGGGAAACGCCUGCUGGGUGCACAAGCAUUUCACUGAAGAUAUCCAGACACGGCAGUAUCGGUCUUUGGAAGUUCUGAUAGGAUCUGGUUACAACACGCCCGCUGACAUCUGGAGCACUGCAUGCAUGGCCUUUGAACUAGCCACAGGGGACUACUUGUUUGAGCCUCACUCAGGAGAGGAUUACACACGUGAUGAAGAUCACAUCGCCUUGAUCAUAGAGCUUCUGGGGAAGGUGCCUCGCAAGCUCAUCGUGGCAGGGAAAUAUUCCAAGGAAUUUUUCACCAAAAAAGGUGACCUGAAACACAUCACCAAGCUGAAGCCGUGGGGCCUCCUGGAGGUUUUGGUAGAGAAGUAUGAGUGGCCCCAGGAGGAGGCUGCCGGCUUCACAGACUUCCUGCUGCCUAUGUUGGAACUCAUCCCUGAGAAGAGGGCCACCGCUGCUGAGUGUCUCCGGCACCCUUGGCUCAAUUCUUAAGCCCCUCCUGCACGCUGCAGCGGAGUUCAUCAGGCUGACCCUCCGACCCUCCCCUCUGAGACUUUCCCUCUUCCCUUUCAGGGUGAAGCUCUUUUCUUCAAGGGCUUCUAAAAUUUUUUUUUAAUCCAACAUGUUCAUUUGGGUUUGCUUCCUUGACCCUGUGGAAAUCCCCACAGCCACUGGACAUCCUAGGUGAAUUUGGCCUUAGUUGGGCUCUGCCAAAGACUAGAAGUGUGAACAGCCCCGCCCUCUGCCCUGCCCUUUUCAUUAGGUUGCAGCACCUUUUAAAGGGGGCUGUGAAGAUCUGGGAGCCCUUCUUAUUCCCCACUCUAAGAGUCGGGUUUCUAGUUCAUAUCCCGCUGCCAGCACCAGUCAGGGGAGGGGUGUGAAUCUGUGAGCAGCAGAGACAUUAAAAGUGCUGUGUCCAGGCCGCGUCAUCCGCCUGGAUUCUUUCUGUGUUCUCUAUGUUCACGUUGUUUUUUCCUGCGACUUGUAUGCUACAUUUUUCGAUGAGCAACAAAUUUGGUUACCAAUAUCACUGUUGAAGGCACUGUCUGAUUUCUCUUAUACUCUGAGUUCCUGGAAUUUUGAUUCUGAUUUUUCAUGUAGACUAAACAGAACCAGUGAAUGAUAUUUCCCGAGAGCCUCCAGUGUUGUGCAGAUAGCCCUCUCUGUGUGUCUCUGUUGCCCUGAGCGCUUGCUGUGGUCCACACGUCUGGCUUGGACGCCUCCUGGCAUUUGGCUUGCUCAGCUUAAGUUUACUCUCUCAUAACUAGAACCCUGAGGUGACCCAGACAGGAGAUGUGUGUUCCAGAGCUGUCCUACUGGAGAGUGUUCCCGCAUUCCAAGUCCUUCCCAGACAGCUCCUGGCAUCCACUCACAGCUUUCCCUGCCUUGCCUGGAACCCUGUCCUUGAUACAGUUUCUCCGUGUGGCAUUGCUGUUUCAUUUCUCAGAGGCUCGGAGGUCUUCGGCGAAAAACCCUGGGUAAAGAACGGCGGGGAGGGGAUGGCACUUUUCUUUUCCCCCUGUUGGUUUUGGUAUUAGCCAUCCUGUGCUGCUAUUUCCUUGUAUAAUGUCAGUUUCUAACUACAAUUUUGAGAUGAUUGAAAUGUACUUGAGGCUUUUCUUAAUGCAAAAAGGCUUUGUGAAUUUUGUUUUCAGAUCAGCCUCUCAUAAACUUGAUUACCUAAACAUACAUGUUCCUCGGGUGAAGUGAGCACCAGAAGAGAGGUGGAAUUAGCUGCUUGCUAAUUAGCAAAGACCAAUGGGUCUUAAUUACUGCACUCUCUGGAAACAGCUCAGUUUCUAACUUGCAGAAAGACAUGGGCCUGCAAACCAAGGCUCUCCUAAGCAAGCUGAGCAAAACUGGCCACUGCCUCCUUCCUGUGUGUGAGCCUGGAGAGUCACCCGGGAUGCACUCAUUCGAGAGCAGGCUCGUGGAGCUCAUCAACUUCAACUGAGGAACUGGCCAGCCAUUAUUGGCUCUUGAUUGGUUAUUCCUGGAACCAGACGUGUUCCUGUAGAAAGAGUUUUAAGUCAGGCUAUCUAUGCACCUAUCUGGAAUAAAGAGAGCAGAUGACAUCACAUAACGGCAGGGAAACCCUACAUCAUGAGUUCUUCUCCACUCUGGUGUCACUGUAUUGACAUCUAAAGCAAUAGCAGACCCACCUGAAACUGCUUCUCAGUAAGUCACAGUGGCAGGAUCACAGGAAUCCUAGUGACAGAACCAAGAAACAAGCCAACAGCAGGCCUAUUUUAAUCAUGAGGGGAGAACCUGGAACUUCAUUUUGGGAACAAGUCCCACCAAAUAAGGGCUCCCCCCUAUUCCUUAGGGAGCCAGAGGACCUGGGAGAGUUGGAAGAGGCAGCAGCACGAGCUGUCUGUCCGUCCAUGGCCACCCUGAGAUUGGCUGGGCUCUGUGGCUGCCGUAGAGGCCAGGUCUCACUGGAGGCCUGCUGUUGGCUCUUGGUUAAAAGCAAAGCCCUGGUAUGUUUUAUAUUCUUUCUACUGAGUGCAUUGUUUGUGUCCUCACAAAUGCAGAACAAUAAACAGAGUAUUUAAUAA
Molecule: messenger RNA, 4143 nt
Organism: Mesocricetus auratus (golden hamster)
Lineage: Eukaryota; Metazoa; Chordata; Mammalia; Rodentia; Cricetidae
Gene: Srpk1
Product: SRSF protein kinase 1
Exons: 16
Coding region: 122-2077 (651 amino acids)
Biological process (GO): regulation of mRNA processing; spliceosomal complex assembly; protein phosphorylation
Molecular function (GO): ATP binding; protein kinase activity
Source: RefSeq, a predicted model, not a curated record